AAUCGAUUAGCUAUUCUCUUUCUCUUUCUCCGUCACACACAAAACCAGUUAAAGAAAUAAUAGAAGCAAUGCAGAAGAAAACAAAAUGAUGUCCAUUGCUUCUCUCUCUCUCUCUCUCUCUCUCUCAACCCAUACACUCACUCCCACAUUAAGUAAUGGGCACUACUCCAUAGAAAAAGAGCAUGUUCAGAUGUAAUCUUUAGGAAGAAAAAAAACUAUACUAGCCCAUAUCUGAUAUCUCCUCCCCCUCUCUCUGUGUCUCUCUCUUCCUCUUUCUCUCUCUUUCUCUCUCACACACACAAAAAACUAAGAAGAGAAGAAAACAUGGAAGGAGAGAGAAAGAAAAGGAAGAUAGAAAGUGAAGAAGAGGAUGAAGAGGAAAAGAUUGAGAAAUUCUUUGCUCUGAUUAGAAGUACAAGGGAGGUGCGUGAACUUUUGAGGGGCAACUCAAGCAAUCAUGAGUCAAAGGAUAAAAAAGAUGAGAAGAAGAUGCAAGAAGAAGACAAGGCUGCUGAUGCUGGGGCUUGGAAACCAGCAUUUCAACCAGAAGACUUCCUUGAGGAUGACAAGAGCUCUGAUCAUCAUGGAGAAGCAGGUCCCUCUAAAACAGAAGAAGAUGAUAAGAAAGAAGACAAAGGAGGUAAUGGUUUAGACCUAAGGCUUUCUUUGUAGCUUGGGAGGCGCGCAGGUCAAAUGAUCUGACAGUGCACCUUCCUCCACGUGGAAUUCAUCAGGUUGACUAUGUAUGUAUCUUAUAUAUUGUAAUGCAUGCAUUAAGAAAUUAAGCAGCGUUAAUUAAGCUUUUGUAAAUUACUAAUUAAGUUGUUUCUAUGUGCUUU
Molecule: messenger RNA, 839 nt
Organism: Prunus avium (sweet cherry)
Lineage: Eukaryota; Viridiplantae; Streptophyta; Magnoliopsida; Rosales; Rosaceae
Gene: NIMIN-3
Product: NIM1-interacting 3
Biological process (GO): regulation of systemic acquired resistance
Source: RefSeq, a predicted model, not a curated record